Amaranthus tricolor (Joseph's coat) is the source of this 2039-nucleotide messenger RNA. Its product is annotated as arginine biosynthesis bifunctional protein ArgJ, chloroplastic. Gene Ontology annotation, biological process: L-arginine biosynthetic process; L-ornithine biosynthetic process. Gene Ontology annotation, molecular function: L-glutamate N-acetyltransferase activity, acting on acetyl-L-ornithine as donor; L-glutamate N-acetyltransferase activity, acting on acetyl-CoA as donor. Bases 341 to 1762 code for a protein of 473 amino acids. The record is from RefSeq and is a predicted model, not a curated record. The transcript is spliced from 18 exons. Lineage: Eukaryota; Viridiplantae; Streptophyta; Magnoliopsida; Caryophyllales; Amaranthaceae.
AAAAAAAGUAGUAUUCUUAGUUAGACUCAAAAACCCACACACACGACAUUCCCCUCCCCUCUGCUCUUCUCUCUCUCUUCCUCCUGGUUUGCGCCUCCACUUUGGCCGCCAUCAGCACCGCCCUCUCGUCACUUCCACGAGCAGCAUCCGGCAGCACCGGUCCAUUUCCCCCUCCCACGAGCAGCAGCCCUAGCGUUCUCCUACCCGCACACGCCAGCAGCACCACCACAAGGGCUGUGCCGCCUCUGUGCACACCCCAGCCGUGCAAACCACCACCAGAAGUCCCUUGCUUUCACUCCCCUUCUCUAUCUCUAUAAUUCAACUUCAGUUCUGUUCGAUAAUGUCGAUUUGCUUCAAUCUCGACUCUGUCAAAGUUUUCGGACUGAAUACUCGAAAGAUUUGGAGACCAUCUGGGUCUAGGAGGAAUUUGGAAAUAGUCUCCAUGUCCUUAGUUUCUACUGAUGCAACAAUUUCAGUUUCGGCUGGGAAUUACAUUCCGGCAGCUCCUAUACUAAUGCCGGAAGGACCUUGGCAGCAGAUUCCUGGAGGAGUCACAGCUGCAAAGGGAUUCAAUGCUGCCGGUGUUUAUGGUGGAUUGAGGGCCCAAGGCGAGAAACCAGACCUUGCUUUAGUAACUUGUGAUGUAGAUGCUGUUUCCGCUGGGGCUUUUACUAUGAAUGUGGUUGCUGCUGCACCAGUUGUGUAUUGCCAGAAAGUUUUAGAGACAUCCAAAACGGCACGUGCAGUAUUGAUAAAUGCUGGUCAAGCAAACGCAGCCACGGGUGACGAUGGCUAUAAGGAUGUUUUAGAUUGUACCAGCUCCUUGGCUGAGUUGCUCCACUUGAAGCAAGAAGAAAUACUUGUUGAAUCAACUGGUGUGAUUGGCCAUAGAAUUAAAAAGAAUGCUCUUCUUUCGGCAUUGCCGAAGUUGGUUGGUUCUCUAUCAUCUACAAUUGAAGGGGCAGCAUCUGCUGCGGUUGCAAUCACAACUACCGAUCUUGUGAGCAAAAGUGUUGCUGUGGAAACCAAGGUAGGAGAGACUCGUAUCCGAAUUGGGGGGAUGGCUAAAGGCUCAGGGAUGAUCCAUCCAAAUAUGGCAACAUUGCUUGGGGUCGUUACCACUGAUGCUGUAGUUGAUAGUGAUGUUUGGCGGAAGAUGGUGCAGGUUGCUGUUGGUCGAAGUUUUAACCAAAUUACGGUAGAUGGAGAUACUAGUACCAACGACACUGUCAUUGCUUUGGCUAGUGGGCUCUCUGGUGGAGCAAAAAUAACCAACAUGAAUGGUCUUGAAGCAUCACAACUUCAGUCAUGCCUUGAUGCGGUAAUGCAAGGUCUUGCAAAGGCAAUUGCGUGGGAUGGAGAAGGAGCAACUUGUCUAAUUGAGGUAUCUGUGAAGGGUACCAGUAAUGAAGCUGAAGCUGCAAAAAUUGCACGAUCUGUAGCAUCUUCUUCUCUUGUCAAGGCUGCUGUUUAUGGUCGAGAUCCAAACUGGGGCCGCAUUGCUUGUGCUGCUGGCUAUGCCAAUAUCCCUUUCAAUUUAAAUAAACUUCGAAUAUCACUGGGAGAUAUUGUACUCAUGGAUGGUGGACAACCACUUCCAUUUGACUGUGCGGCUGCCAGCAGUUAUCUUCGGGAAGCCGGCGAAAAACAUGGAACUGUUGAAAUAUACAUCUCAGUGGGCGAUGAACCGGCAGAGGGUAAAGCAUGGGGCUGUGAUCUGAGCUAUGAUUAUGUCAAGAUAAAUGCUGAAUACACGACUUAGAAACAUGGAUCAUCGCUUAUUUAUAUUGCAGAAUUCAGCAUAUCACGCGAGAAUCCUUUUCAAAAAAGUAAUAAGAUGUGCAAUGUAUUGAUUAGUUCCUGCAUGUAAUCUCUGUUUGGAUCAAGUUAGAAUAGCUUUUCAACAAGUUGUGGGUUUAAAAGAAGUUAGAACAGUCUUUUUGUAACCUCAAAAUGUUCUAUAAGGAUGAUGCAUCAAAUACUAUACUAUGUAAAGUAACCAUAAUUCUUCAAUUAGUAUAAUGUUUGAUGUUUGACCA